Messenger RNA from Pieris macdunnoughi, 375 nucleotides. The record is from the annotation of a GenBank genome assembly. Lineage: Eukaryota; Metazoa; Arthropoda; Insecta; Lepidoptera; Pieridae.
AUGACUCACUGGUUCACUUAUAAAGAGUCACGGGAAAACAGAGCCACCAUUCACAACCGAGAAACCAUGCAGUCUGCAUUGUUUGUGUUAUUAUCCUGCAUCUUGCUUGUCAACGCUGACUGCGACUGCAAAGAGAGUGAAGAUGCUCUUGACAUAUUCCAGUUUCUAAGACGAUUAUCGACGCAAGACAAAGUAGAGAAAUACCCUGUUGUUGCAGGGGAAUUGGCUCCGCUAGUGCCGUGCCCCAACUGUGUUGGCAGCAGGAGGAAGAGGUCAGACUCCGGGUUGAACAGAUUUCAAGUUUAUGGCUGUCCCAAAGGUUUUAUCAGGAUCGGUCCUGGAUGCAUCGAUGGGAAGCGUUUUGGGCGUAUUUAG